GGGGACAAGGCUGUUGUAUUACACGGUAUACCCUUGUACUGCUUGUGGAAAGGCGCAGUUGCCACGUGCGAGUUUGAACCAGGACCAGGCGUCAUAUUCGAACGCAUCUUCCCAAUCAACUUUUCACCCAUCCACUCGAACGGUGCCUUCUAAACGUACAGCGGACCAAAUAACUAAAGAUACGGACAAACCCCACAAGGCCAUGACAGAAGAAGGAACUACGGAAUUUGAGGUGGCGAUGGCAGACGCAACCAGCGCCACGCAAAGCGAGAGCCAGCUCGAGGAUCCGACGUUGCAGCAAGCGAUCGAUUCGGACGAUGCAGUGCCCAUGGAAGGCGUCGAGUCCUUCGUCGACCAUCGUUCAGACUUAGAACAGUGCCAAGACUUCUUCCAAGGGACUUCACGUACUCUCAACAGAGUGCGAAUGAAUUUCAAGGACUCUUUGGAGGUUGUAGACGAACGUCGUGGCUUGCAGUUCCUCAAUAUCCUUCUGUCCUUGUUGCAACCUGCGAAUGCAUUGCCGCAAGUGCUGGCGGAAGCGCUAUGGUCGGAUCCCGAUCAGCAGCACCGCAACAAUCCACAUCCUGCGCACUCCAACGCAGACCUCAGUCGCCUUCUAGAUGAAGGCGAUAUCGCUGCAUUCGCGUUGAGAGCCUGUCGCCAACCGUCACCUCCAAGGGAUAUGAUAGUCGAAUCUCCGCUUGAACUACGACGACGGCUGCACGACGCAUUUCAUAGGACAUACAGAGGUGAUGCAUUGGAUCGAUUCAAGGUGGAGCUACAUCGUUGCCGAGACCAUUACGACAAAAGCAUGCACUACGGCCGUUGCAUUGCUCUGUUGCAAUCUAGUGGCACAGGUAAAUCGAGACUGGUGUCCGAGCUUUCUCACGACUAUCCCACCAUCAGCGUAUGUUUGCGUCAAGAGAACCGCCCCGAGGACGGAUGGCCACCUGUUGACACUCCUGCUUAUGAGUUCUUCAAGGAGCCACGUCCAACGGGCUACAUGGGGGAGGAGCUUGCGGCGGCGUUUCUGGGCGCGUUGUUUGAGCAGGUGGCUGUGAGUAUCGAAAGGUCAACUGGUGACCAGCUGGGCGACCUCAUGGCAUCAUGGGACCUCCCUUUCGACCCCGCUAACGACUACUCACGGUCACCUCGUUUCGAGAAUUUUGCUGCGGUGAAAGCGAAUGCCUCAAUUUUGCUUCAGAAGAACCUGAAUGAACUUGUAGCACUGCGCCGGUUCAAGGAGGGAAAGGACCAGGAUACACCUGCUUGGCAUCGACAUGUCUAUGAACAGCUAUGCCAAGCCGGCGCGGAUCACCUUCAAAAGGUUUUGAAGCAGCGGCAUAAUGCCGAGUUCCCGUAUUUCAUUGUGGCUAUCGACGAAUGCACCCAACUCGGGCCCAAUCCAAGGAAGUCCAAAGACAACGAGGUCGAUCGCGACUCCGUAGAGAUGAUGUCGCUGAUAGCAAUGCAGAGGAUCAUGAAAGCCGCGGAUGCGUUCCAUAAGCAGUUCUGGUUCCUGCUGCUGGAUACCAACUCUGCGGUCUUCGAUCUCGUUCCACCCACAGGCACGUUCGCUCCCUCUUUCCGACUUGAUGGCAAGUUGCAACCUCUUCUUCCUUGGGGAUACUUCGGCUUUGACCAAAUGGUGAAGGGCGACAUCGAGCAGAAUGGUGUCCCGACGUUGACGGAGGCUCUGACGCUCAAUCGUCUCAAGAUGUAUGGUCGUCCGUACUGGUCAACGCUCUCCGAAAACUCACUGAUCGGUCAGGCGACAAGGAAGCUUCUUAACUCUGACAAAUUGCAACCUCAAGAUGAGCUAUCCGUUCUGGCCCUGUUCUCUACUCGGGUUCUAGUGGAGAUCGCGGAAGGCCCCGCAGCGUCUCGCCUGGCGAUCAACAGCGUGCGCAGUCAUAUGCGCCUCUUUAUAUCCAUCGUCGAUCGCCACAUAGUUGAGACCUGCGUCCCCUCGGAACCAAUUCUCGCCCUCGCUGCAGCGUGUACACUGAAUAUCAAUAAAAAAGCCUAUGUGGAGGCGAUCAAGACGUUCAUCAACAAGCUCGUUUUGCAAGGCCUUGUGCAGGACAGGGGUUCCACGGGCGAACUUGUAUCGCGCUUUCUACUAAUGAUGACCCGCGAUGCGACGACUACGGAAUUUGUCGUGCGCUCCGGUAGCAAGCCAUACACGGAUAUGCUAGCGACGGUGAAAGUCACCGAUUUCCUCACAAAGAUGAUUGGCGAAGACAUAGAGAACGCAGCCGGCUUUUGGACCCUCAAGAAUUUCGGAGACAAUGCUCACAUCAACUUCACACAUUUCAUUCGGCUGUCCGAAAACAUUGAAGAAGUCACCACCGAGUUUCUCUACUACCUUUGGUGCCGCACUGCUGCUGUUCAGUGCGCUAUGAACCAGCCAGUGAUCGAUGGCUUCAUCGUGAUAUAUUGCGGUAACUUGAACGAGCCCUUUGAUCCGACGAAACUGAGUUACAUCGCGUGGCAGACGAAGGCCAGAGAUGAGGCAGCAUCUAGUGGUCUGGCGAACGCAUUGACUGGGCCACGAGUAAAGCAUGGCGACGUGAUCUAUAAACCCGAGCACAUCGUGAUCCUCAUGGAUCUCGGAACGGCGACCGAUUUCCAGUCGCAGGGUAAAUUCCGUCUGUCGCAUGCUACGGCGACCAUGCCCAAGCCGUCCGCAGCCAAGAAGUCCGCAGCCAAAUCGUCGGGAGGCGAACCGUCUGGAGGCAAACCGUCGGGAGGCGAACCGUCGGGAGGCGAACCGUCGGCAGCUGAACAGUCGGCAGACGAACCGUCGGGAGGCGAACCGUCGGCAGACGAACCGUCAACAGACGAAUCGUCGAAAGCCAAACGAUGGGGAGGGUAUAUAAAACCAGAGCCGAUGCGUUUCUGCCUGAAUAUGCGCGGUCACGACUACGCUGUCCUCAAGGUCUACGAUGAGACAAUACGAGGGAACAAUCCGAGCGAGUCUUUCCUCGCGCCGCUGUUUAAGAGCACGCUGGCCGGAAGGGGUGACCAUUCUGGUAUGUACGUGCGACAAGCCAUCGAUGGCAUCUGCAAGCCGUCGCUCGAGAAUUUUAUCGGCGACUUGUACCAGUCGGGGAAGAUUCGGUACUAAGACGACUUACCGGUCUCCAUAUUUCUUUUCUAUACGCAACACGAUGCUUUCCGCGAUAGAGUAAACGCCUGUGCCACCUUUUAAUCUUCCUCAGCCUGUUAUUUUGUAAUUAUAUCUCUCGAAUGUAUGCGCUUAUAAGCACUUUUGAGUUGCCUCGGUACUUGAAAACCCGGCAGUAGAGGUGUGAGCGAGAUUAUCGGCUGUCACCAUGAUGGAGUUACCGGCUGUUCGUGUCGUCCUGAUCACCGCUAAG
Molecule: messenger RNA, 3383 nt
Organism: Laetiporus sulphureus 93-53
Lineage: Eukaryota; Fungi; Basidiomycota; Agaricomycetes; Polyporales; Laetiporaceae
Exons: 8
Coding region: 203-3130 (975 amino acids)
Source: RefSeq, a predicted model, not a curated record